Messenger RNA from Fusarium graminearum PH-1, 1863 nucleotides. RefSeq lists its product as uncharacterized. Gene Ontology annotation, biological process: glycerophospholipid catabolic process. Gene Ontology annotation, molecular function: A2-type glycerophospholipase activity. Gene Ontology annotation, cellular component: cytosol. NCBI's taxonomy places the organism in Eukaryota, Fungi, Ascomycota, Sordariomycetes, Hypocreales, Nectriaceae. The record is from RefSeq and is a predicted model, not a curated record. Bases 1 to 1863 code for a protein of 620 amino acids. The transcript has 3 exons.
AUGAUGCCUAACCUCGAAGGCUACUUGAAACUAGUCAAGAUCAUCGAUUUUGACAUCAAUGAGUAUAUAGACAAGCUCAAAGAAGAUGAUGUCCCAGUCGUUGGUCUUUCUGUUUCGGGUGGUGGCACUCAGUCUGGACUAGGUGGCCUUGGUGUCUGGAAGGCCUUUGAUGCUCGUUCCGAUGCAGCCAUCGCUGCUCGUACUGGAGGCCUGACACAGCUCCUUUCCUAUAUCACUGGUCUCUCGGGUGGCGGUGCUGUCACUGUCUCUCUCCUCGCGGCAAACAACUUCACUACGACAGACAACAUUCAAAAGACCACCAACUUCUCAACUUCUUACGCUGAAGGACCUGAUGGUAACCAGACAGACUUCUUCAAUACCAUCUUUGAAAACGCCGGUGCCAAAGAUGAAGCCGGCUUCCCAGUGUCUGUAGCAGAUACCUUUGGCCAGUUCUGGGGAACAUGGCUCCCCGAGAAUCAAUUGUUCAGUAACUACUCCGAUAUUGCCAACAAUGGCACAGCUUUUGCCAUGGGCGAUGCUCCCAUGCCUGUCAUGUGCUUUGCAGAGGUUGUACCUGGCAAAUCUCCCGAGAUCGGAAAGCUCAUGUACCCAACUCUUAACACUUCCAACCUCUUCAACCUGACCGCUUAUGAAGUUACACCCUACGAGUUUGGAUCUUGGGCUGGUGGUCGUGUGCAAGCGUUUAUACCAACCAAGUAUCUCGGCACAUCCAUGUCUGACGGCAAACCACAGAACAGAAGCGAGUGCGUCGAAGGUUUUGAUAAACUUACUCUCAUGCAAGGAACUACCACAAACGCUUUCACCGCAUGGUUCAUUGACUCCUUCUACGGGGUUCCGAUAUUUGCGAAGCGUUGGUUGGAGAAGAGACAAAAGGCGAACCCUGAUAUUAACGAUGUUCCUAUCCCGGCUGAUGAAGACGAUAAUCCGCUGGUGCAACUGGUCAAUCAGACGGCUUUAUACUUUGACUUGACCUUUAACCAGUCACUGUGGGCGACUUAUCCUAAUCCAUUCGAGGAUUACAACGUCGAUAUGAAGGAUGUUUCGGAGCUUCUACUUAUCGAUGGAAGUUUGUCUCUAGACACCAACCCACUCCGUCCAUUAAUCAUUCCCGAGCGAAAGCUUGAUUUGAUCAUUGUCUAUGAAGCAUCAUCUGACGCGCCCAACUCAUGGAAUAAUGGAACAAACCUGAGACGUAAGUCGCACAAACCCUUGGUCAAGAUCAAUACUGACAUGUCAGACACUGCCCUCGCUGCCUCUCAAGGUGACAUCCCCUUUCCCGAAAUUCCUGAUGUCAACACCAUUGUUGCCCAGAACCUCUCUUUCCAGCCCACUUUCUUUGGAUGCAACGCCAGCGAAGAUACUCCUCUUCUUCUCUGGCUACCCAACGCGCCAUGGACAGGCUACACCAACUACUCCUACACACAAUCAGAGUUCACCUCAGCCCAGCUCGACAUUGCUUUUGAGAAUGCCUUCCAAGUAGCUACAUACGGUAACGGAAGCGUUGAUGAGAAUUGGCCCGCAUGUCUUGCUUGUGCGGCUAUCAAGGGCUCCUUACGAAGGGUGGAUAUUAAUCUGCCCAAGCAGUGUGAUGAGUGUUUCAGCAAGCAUUGCUGGAAUGGAACGACAAGUUCACGAAAGGCCACUGCUGCUGACUUUGACCUGAAGCCUAGACUUGAUCCUGGGCUGACGUUUGAGAAGUGGAACUCCAGCGAUUGGUAUGGCGAAUCGAGGACUAACGGUAGCAGUGGGGAUAGCAAAGGAGAUAACUCUGCUGGAGCCAAGGUUGGAAAUAAUGCUAUUGGCCUCGUUCUGUCUGUAGCCGCGAUGGUUUAUAUUCUGUAG